CUGACGAAGCGCAGCUCAUAAGUACUUGAUGUUGUUCAUGACCACCUGCGCACAGCAGAAGACACUGACACUGAAACUGCAACCUGAGAGGCGACUGCGCAUGUUGCAACCAGCUUGUCCUGCGCUGCAGCCAACGAUGCAACUGUAUCCAUCCAUCAAUCCAUACAUCCUUGGAGCCAGAGUGCCCGACGUGAUUAUGGCGCCGACCAUGCAUCUCCGGCUCCCACAUAGCGUGCGCUGUUGCUGGCCGACGACCAGGCCUGGCGGGGGCCAGUCCCAAUCUUGCGGAUAUGGCGGUGGAGCAACAACGAAGUCGAGGCCGCACGAUGGUCCGUCCGGCUCAAGUGCACUAUGAAUAGUCAACAAACAAGCUGGCCGACGUCGACGAUCCUGGUCGAAUUGGCUGAUGCAAUCGAUAAUCUGCAUGCGCCAGAUCCCUUGCUCCCUGCCUCCCAAGCAAAACCCCUGGGCCAGCGAUCCUCCACUUGCUCACCUGCGAUCUCCGAUCCUGGCACCUGUAAAGCGGCCCUGGGCACAGCAACGUCGGAGCUAGCCGGCCCUUUGCCCGCUGCUACAUCUACGGAGUCGUCGCUUGACAGAUUCCAGGGCAGGAAAUGGAAAAAACUCGUGCCUCGGUCGGACUUCCACCAUUCUCUCCUUCUGCGCCAUCCAGGGAGUCUCGUCAUCAUUCGCCAUACUACUACUCACCGUGCCCCACGACGAAGCUUACGGCUGUGGCAAAAAGUUUUCCUCCGUCGCACGUCCCCUUCGGUCUGCCGCGUGGCGUCUUGUUUAACGAAGCGUCAUUCUGUUUGCUGUAGUCAUUUUCUAUAUCUCAAAAACUGCACGCAUUCGUCCUUUGCUGGACAUCUCCACCAGCAGAGUAACUAGUAGACGAGCAACCCGCCCUCGCCAUAAACAGCAGCUCGAGUGGCGGAUCUUGGCGGAACGGCUUGUGGUACACGCAAGUGCGCUGGGCACUGUCUUCUCACGACGAGACCAGCCAUGGC
Molecule: messenger RNA, 1010 nt
Organism: Microdochium trichocladiopsis
Lineage: Eukaryota; Fungi; Ascomycota; Sordariomycetes; Xylariales; Microdochiaceae
Exons: 1
Coding region: 352-891 (179 amino acids)
Source: RefSeq, a predicted model, not a curated record